This is a messenger RNA of Sodiomyces alkalinus F11, 706 nucleotides long. RefSeq lists its product as hypothetical. The transcript has 2 exons. NCBI's taxonomy places the organism in Eukaryota, Fungi, Ascomycota, Sordariomycetes, Glomerellales, Plectosphaerellaceae. The record is from RefSeq and is a predicted model, not a curated record. Bases 58 to 489 code for a protein of 143 amino acids.
GGCUGCCUCUGCUACUGCCUCGUAAUAUCCUGCUUUACAGCAGCCGGAGCCAGCGCCAUGGCAUCGUCCCGAGGGGCCACGGACGGCCAUGAAGAUCAAACUUCACUGACGGAAAAGAUAAGAAACUGGGGCACGUCAUCUCUUCCUCCAGCGAUUCACGGUAUCCUCAUCACCGCCCUCCACGCCCGUCCUCUCCAACCGCUCCCUCUUCUCAUGGCCCCGGCCCUCCUCUUCGGCUCGUACGUGUCGCUCGCCGGCUUCCCCACCGAUGCGGCAGGCAUUACCUGCGCCUGGUCGGGCAUCUACACCCUCCUCGCUCUCCGGCGAAAGCAGCGCCUGCGCAACAAGUUCACGGUACGAGGGGGUGUCCGAGCUGGCGCCAUCACGCUGGGGCUUGCCAACAGCGUUGCGGGAGGCUUCGCGUACACGACCGGCGAUCGGAAGAGAGACGAGCUGGAGAGGCAGGAGCGGGGCCGAUGGGGAAACUAGGCUAGCUAUGCCGUGCAUUUCACCUCGGAGGAAUCAUAAGGGGCUCGGGACAAAGCCCGUGUGUACCAAUACUGUAACAGAAAACAAGGGGAGUUGGUCAUAUAGAGAGAGAGACCCCGAGGCCAGGAACGGUUUAUAUGAACCUGUACGAAUUUCAGCACGGAUCUCUGGUGCCACUGAAUUUGUUCCGUGUUGUACUUAGUAAUAAAUAUACCCC